AUGGAUUAUAUAGAAGAUAUUACACAAGUCGCCGUCCCUGCGGUGGACAGCGGCAACACGGCGUGGAUGAUCGUCGCUACCAUUUCAGUCCUGUUAAUGACCAUUCCCGGUAUCGCCCUGUUUUACGGCGGGCUGUGCUUGCUUAUCGUCGGCGUAAUUAGUAUUCUGUGGGUGGCAUUCGGUUACAGUUUCGUAUUCGGAACCUCUCUUUGCGGGACUGCCGCAGGCAGCGUGAUCGGCGGUUUCGAUAAAGUGAUGCUGAACGGCGUAACGCCGUCGGCGCUGACUACGGGCAACAUUCCCGAAAUCAUUUUCGUGGUUUUCCAGUGUAUGUUUGCCGUGAUCACGCCGGCUUUGAUACUGGGCGCUUUUGCCGAACGGAUCAAAUUUUCGGGCUUUAUGCUCUUCACGAUCCUGUGGAGCAUCUUGGUGUACAACCCGAUGGCGCACUGGGUAUGGGGCGGCGGAUGGCUGCAGGAAAUGGGGGCCAUCGACUUUGCGGGCGGAACGGUCGUGCAUAUCAAUGCCGGCCGACGGUAUCGCGGCCAACGCUUUUCUGGUGACGCACUGGCCACUUGCGUGGCGGCGAUGACGUGGAUGCUGAUCGACUGGGUGCACAACAAAAAGCCGACGACGGUCGGCGUGUGUACCGGAGCGGUGGCCGGACUGGUUGCCAUUACGCCUGCCGCAGGCACCGUAAGCGUUCUUGGAGCCGUUUGCAUCGGGCUUCUUUCCUCGGUCGUUUGCUUUUUCAUGGUGGCCGUCGUCAAACCGAAAUUCAAAUACGACGACGCCCUCGACGCAUUCGGCGUACACGCAUGGGCGGUAUCGUGGGUUCUAUUCUUACCGGAGUUUCGCUACGCGGUAUAUCAGCGGCGAAGGCGGUGUGUGGAAGGGAGCGCUUUACGGCGACUGGCAUCAGUUGUGGUGCAGGUAGUGGCUACGGCGGUAUCCGUCGUUUUCAGCGCCGCAAUGACCUAUAUUCUGUUCAAGAUCGUCGACAAAUUGGUCGGUCUGCGUGUUGACGCCCGCGUGGAAGAGGAGGGACUCGAUAUCUACGAACACGGCGAGAGCGCUUACAACAGUUAG
Messenger RNA from Mycena citricolor, 1089 nucleotides. The record is from the annotation of a GenBank genome assembly. NCBI's taxonomy places the organism in Eukaryota, Fungi, Basidiomycota, Agaricomycetes, Agaricales, Mycenaceae.